AAACACUCUAGCUUAGUGUGUGCAAGAGAAGAAAACAAAAGUCUCUCUCUAUAUAUACAUAUAUAAAAAUCUUCACCUUCAUAUCUUUAGGCCACAAAUUAAUAUAAACAUAACUCAAAAAUAUUAUGUUACAAAAUUCUAAGAAAUUUUUCAAUAAUUGAAUAAUGGCAAAGACAAAGGUGCUUGUUGUAGGAGGAACAGGUUACAUAGGCAAGAGGAUUGUGAAGGCAUGCCUAGCACAAGCCCAUGAAACUUAUGUUCUCCUUAGGAAAGAAAUUGGCCUAGACAUUGACAAGCUCCAGAUGCUUCUCUCCUUUAAGAUGGAGGGUGCUCGCCUCGUCGAGGGCUCGUUCGAUGAUCAUCACAGCCUUGUCGAGGCGGUGAAGCUUGUAGACGUCGUGAUCUCAACUAUGUCCGGUGUUCACUUUAGAAGCCAUAACAUUUUGCUACAACUCAAGCUUGUUGAGGCCAUAAAGGAGGCUGGAAAUGUCAAGCGUUUUUUGCCAUCAGAGUUCGGUAUGGACCCAGCAAAAAUGGGAAAUGCACUUGAGCCAGGAAGAGUUACGUUUGAUGAGAAGAUGAUUGUGAGAAAAGCAAUUGAAGAUGCUCAAAUUCCAUUUACUUAUGUAAUUGCUAAUUGUUUUGGUGGUUACUUUGUUGGCAACCUUUCUCAAAUGAGCUCUCUUCUUCCUCCUAAGGAUGAUGUUGUCCUCUAUGGGGAUGGAAAUGUCAAAGCAUGCUUCAUGGACGAGGAUGAUGUUGCAACAUAUGCUGUGAAGACAAUAGACGACCCUCGUGUAGUAAACAAAACAAUUAACAUCAGGCCUCCAGAAAAUAUAUUGUCUCAAAGAGAAUUGGUUCAAAUGUGGGAGAACCUCACAGGAAAGGACCUCAACAAGCACACCAUCUCUGCUCAGGAUUUUCUUGCCCCUAUGAAAGAUGCUGAAUUAGCACACCAAGUGGGAAUAGGACAUUUUUACCACAUAUUCUAUGAAGGAUGCCUUGCUAAUUUUGAGGUACAAGAUGAUGAAGAAGCUUCAAAACUCUAUCCGGAGGUUGAAUACACUCGGAUGCAUGAUUACUUGAAACGCUACUUGUGAGAAAAUAAUAAUAAUAAUAAUAAUAAUAAUAAUAAUAAUAAUAAUAAUUAAUAAUAAUAAUAAUAAUAAUAAUAAUAAUAAUAAUAAUAAUAAGGUUUUUUAGGCCACCAUUGCCUUAAUUGCUCAAAGUGUUAUCCUUGAAUUAUGUCUUUGUUAUUCAAAAUUCUCCAUAAUAAGGUGUAAUAAAAAAAUAAAAUAAAAAAAUAAUUAUCAAAUUGGAAAUUGUUAAUUAUAUUUGUCUCAUUAUGCAGGGCCUGUUCACAUUUAUUGAACUGAGCUGAACUGAUUGAAGUUGAAUUGAACUGAACUAAGAUGAAAUGAAUAUUUUAUGAGAGAUGGAAACUAAGAGCUGAAUUGAACUGAAAUGAUUGAAGCUGAGCUGACCUGAUUGAAGCUGAAAUGAAUUGAACUGAACUGAAAUUAAGUAAAUAUGAACAGGCCCGAACUUUACGAUAUAUAAUUUUAUAAAAUCUGAUCUAAUUUGUUCUCAUUUCAUUUUGAGAAAGAUAAGUAACAAGUCCUAAAAAGCAAACUCAAUAGAAUUCAUGUAUUUUUUUUAACUUUAUAUUAACAACAACAAUAAUAAUAAUAAUAAUAAUAAUAAUAAAAAAAAAAAAAAA
This is a messenger RNA of Chenopodium quinoa (quinoa), 1720 nucleotides long. Its product is annotated as isoflavone reductase homolog. Bases 165 to 1100 code for a protein of 311 amino acids. The transcript has 4 exons. Gene Ontology annotation, molecular function: oxidoreductase activity. Lineage: Eukaryota; Viridiplantae; Streptophyta; Magnoliopsida; Caryophyllales; Amaranthaceae. The record is from RefSeq and is a predicted model, not a curated record.